UUCUCUGUUAAGAGUUGAGCCACACGAAUGCCAAAAUUUGGAGCGAUUUAGGUGAGCGUGAGUAAGUUGCAAUCAGGUGAUUAGCUUGGACAAUAUCAAUAGUUUGAGGAAUUAUAUUUAUAGAGGAAAAGGAAUUGCAAAGCACUGAAGAUGCACACGCAAGAGACUGCCACUUCUCCGAAUUAUAUUCAGGUUUUGCGUUUUCAACACUUGAGACUUCGUUCGCCUAAAAGAUUUUUUUUCGGUUCGCUGAAAAACAAAUAGUUCUUGUUGUAUAAGGAAGGAUAUACUGAUACUCAGUCGUGUCCCUCGGAAUCAGUCUUACUCCUGCUCAGAUUAUAACUUCAUUAUAUUGGUGGUUCUUACAACUCCUGCUCAGAAGAUUAUAAUCAGUUUACUGUUGGUCGUCGGCCGUGCUUGUUCUAUUUUCACUAUCUCGUAAUUGAGACACACAUACUGAGUAUUUCACCUUCCUGCUUGAUCUUGAUCUGUCCUCUUGUCUUACUUGGUAAGUAAGUCUUAGCCCCGUCUUACCUUCCGUAAAAAUGGUGCGUCGGUCGUUUCUUCUCCUUCCGGCUUUGGCCUUUCUCACAGGCGGAGCAGAUGCUGUCAAGCUACGCGUGGUCGAUGGAGUGGAAAAGGAGCGCAGAGCCCAGGAAAGCGAACGCAAACGGGUGGAGCGGAAAAUCAAAGAGGAACGCACACGGUUGGAGCGGGAAGCCAAUGAGGAACGCAAACGGGAGGAGCGGGAACGCAAACGGUUGGAGCGGGAAGCCAAUGCGAAACACAGACAGCAGGUGGCAGCAGACAGGAAGAGGGAACGCGAACUGCAAGAACGGAGAGCGCGUGACGGAGGAGCCCCCCAGGGAGCGGCCGCAGCCGGGGUGGUGGACACUGCAGCUAUAAUUGCGGAUGCUAAUCGCGUAAUAAAUAGGAUUGGCAGAGAAGCGGGGCUUAAUCUUGAUCUGCCCGAAGCUGCUCCAUAGACACCUUGGAGACAUCAGAUGAUGCUUGAAGGCUCGCACGAUGUUGAGCUGGUGUUUUUAGUGCGGAGGUGGCACACAACGUUGACCGCAAGAACUUCGUUCUUUUGAUCUUUGACACCUUUCGUUUUGUCAUUUUGGAAUUGGAUGUAGCAUGUGUUUUAGAUGUAUUCGCAAAGUGUUCCGCUGUGCUUUGUGUCUUGCUGAACAAGAAGACCUAUCGCUUCGUCUCUAGAAUAUAAAAACAAAAUAAAAUCUAAAAGCCAAAAAUAAAAAUAGCAUAUCCUAUAUAAAGAGAAGAUAUCUGCCGAAAAAUGAUGUACCAAGGCACAACGCGAUCCUUCUGCGUUGGAAUGUUGUGCUUGUGAAGGUGGUGAAAAUAAGGUGAAGAAAGUGAAGAUGAGAUGAAGAUUAUUAACAUGAUGCGGUGACUGUAAUUGAUGGUGGUACUCAGAUGAUAGUGAUUAGGUUUUUAGAUUAUUGAUUUGUUGUCCUCUUGGACCCCUAGGUUGACACUUUUUAGAAAAAUAGUCAAGCAUCCAUAGUAGGCCAACCAAUCACUUCACUCGCAGCGGAGAAAAUUCCUAGCGUCACCUGAGUCGGAGCCGCGUUUUGGUUUCUGACUCUAAAAAACCUUUCUCUCUCUCGUCGUCUUUCCAACAUGCAAACAAUCAAAAACUUGUAGGAAAAGUUGAUGAGAAGGCGCAUCCGCAUAAGAGGAAGCAGUAACCUGAGCGCCGCGAGCACUGGGCUGGAGCUUAUUAAUUUGGAAAG
Messenger RNA from Amoebophrya sp. A25, 1757 nucleotides. Lineage: Eukaryota; Dinophyceae; Syndiniales; Amoebophryaceae. The record is from the annotation of a GenBank genome assembly.